This is a messenger RNA of Diceros bicornis minor, 1997 nucleotides long. RefSeq names its product ELMO domain containing 2 (gene ELMOD2). Bases 36 to 917 code for a protein of 293 amino acids. Gene Ontology annotation, molecular function: GTPase activator activity. The record is from RefSeq and is a predicted model, not a curated record. The transcript has 8 exons. Gene Ontology annotation, cellular component: membrane. Lineage: Eukaryota; Metazoa; Chordata; Mammalia; Perissodactyla; Rhinocerotidae.
CUAAACAUGUCAUAUAUUUCCUUCUCCAGGAAAAAAUGUUUUUUUCUUUGUGGGAGUUCUUCUAUGGGCACUUUUUUCGAUUUUGGAUGAAAUGGCUCUUACGACAGAUGACUGGAAAGUGUGAAUUGCAGCGAAUUUUUGAUACCUAUGUAGGUGCACAAAGGACACACAGGAUAGAAAAUUCCUUGACAUACUCCAAGAAUAAGGUUUUACAGAAAGCGACACUUGUUGUUCAGAGUGACGUGGACAAAUGUGUAGAAGAUAUAAUGAAGGAAAAGAAUAUUAACCCUGAGAAGGAUGCCAGUUUUAAAAUCUGCAUGAAGGCAUGCUUACUACAGAUAUCUGGUUAUAAACAGCUCUAUUUGGAUGUAGAAAGUGUGAGAAAAAAGCCGUAUGAUUCUGAUAACAUGCAACAUGAAAAGCUGCUUCUCAAGCUUUGGAAUCUUCUGAUGCCUACGAAAAAGUUGAAGGCUAGAAUCUCCAAGCAAUGGGCUGACAUUGGUUUCCAGGGUGAUGAUCCCAAAACAGACUUCAGAGGCAUGGGCAUACUUGGAUUAAUCAAUCUUGUGUAUUUCAGUGAAAAUUAUACCAGUGAAGCUCAUCAGAUUCUUUCCCGUUCAAAUCAUCCAAAAUUAGGGUAUUCUUAUGCAAUAGUUGGAAUCAAUCUUACAGAGAUGGCUUAUAGCUUGCUGAAGAGUGAAGCUUUGAAGUUUCAUCUCUACAACUUUGUUCCUGGUGUGCCAACAAUGGAACACUUUCAUCAGUUUUAUUGUUACCUUGUCUAUGAAUUUGAUAAGUUUUGGUUUGAAGAAAAGCCAGAAAGCAUUAUGUACUUCAACAUAUAUAGAGAGAAGUUUCAUGAAAAGAUUAAAGGACUUUUACUGGAUUGUAAUGUAUCACUUGCUUUAAAGAUAUAAAUCAUCCAUUGUAUCUUCUAUUUCUACCACAUGUUGCACACACUACAGAAUUUAUCUGUUAUAAUAGAAAUUAUCUGAUCAAUUACACUUCUUAUAUAUAAUUUCCUACAAAAAUAUUUCAGAAAUUCUAUUUAAGAAAGCUAGUGGACAAUCAGUGUAUGUUUACAGUUGUUUAUACACUGUCCUCCAAAGGUACGUUGUCCUUCCAAAGAACCACUCUGUGAGUCACUGAACUACAGUUUGGAACUUGGGAUUUAGCCCAUUUAGUGUCAAAGUACAAAUCAGGUAUUUGUAUUAAAUUGGUUGAUUAAAAUGUGUAAAAGUCAGUUUUCAUUUUUAUGUGUUGUAGCUGUCAAGAUAGUAUCUUUUCAAAGCUCUUUUAAGAUUUUUUGGUUUUCAGUUUGGAAAUGAUUGUUUUUUAUUUUCUUUGUCUUAUUUUAUUUCUAGGUUAAUUAACAGGGAGAGUCGUUCUUCCUAGUUUUCUUUGUUUUCAUCUCAAUCACAUAUCAUAAUGUUGCUUCAUUAGUAGCAAUGGGAACAUAGGUAUGUCAGAGAGGAUGAAGAAUCAUGGUCUCCUUUUUGGUUUCUCUGCUUAGUUAGCAUUACAGUUAAUGAGAGAAUGACAGUAUUGGUGCCUAGCUUUUUUGUUUUUAAAUACCACACUUUAAAAUGUCGUAGUGUUAUUUUAAAGCUUAAAGACAUUUUCCCCUCUUCAGUAUUUGCUUUUUAUCAGUUGUAGAAAAGAACCUUUGUAGUGCUUGAUGUGAGGGCCUCUUAUGAGGCCUCUCUACCUGUGUGUGUUUAUGAAAAGAGAUGUAUGUGCUAAGAAAAUCUUCAUUGUAUUCAAAGGACAGUUGCUAUUUCAAUAAAGCUGUCUUUGAACUUAAACAAGAGGAAAACUUAAAGCUUUUUAAAAAUCUUGCUUAAAUAUCAUUGGUUUAUUUGACUUACUGUUAACUCUUGCUUCUCUUUACUUUGACUCCAUAGUGUUUCUAGAUAAUGAUUUCUGGACUUUAUGGGUAUUCUUUGAGUUAAGGGUCUGUGGGAUUCUAAAGUAGCCUGAGGAUGAUGACUGUGCAU